GAAGCCGCAGACUGACUAGCCGUGUAACACGAGAAGGCGGCUGUGGUCGAGUGGCAUGGAUGAGAGGGUUUUCAUGUGUCUUGUUAGAGGAAUCAGAAAGUACAGCAUUUACAUUUGAUAGAAGACAAGGCUGAAAAUGGCCCAUGUGGGAGCAGUAGUGGCUGCGGUAACUGGAGUAAUGGCCAUUCUCCUUCACUCUUCUAUUCACAAGAUUGAAGAAGGACAUUUAGCAGUUUACUAUAGAGGCGGUGCUUUGCUGACUACUCCAAAUGGUCCUGGAUUUCACAUAAUGUUACCAUUUAUUACUACAUACAGAUCAGUGCAGACAACACUGCAAACAGAUGAAAUAAAAAACGUGCCUUGUGGAACAAGUGGUGGUGUAAUGAUCUACUUUGAUAGAAUAGAGGUGGUCAAUAUUUUAGCUCCAAGUGCAGUGGUGGACAUUGUAAGGAAUUAUACUGCUGAUUAUGAUAAAACCUUAAUCUUUAACAAAAUACAUCAUGAGCUGAACCAGUUCUGCAGUAUCCAUACACUUCAAGAAGUCUACAUUGAAUUAUUUGAUAUAAUUGAUGAAAAUUUAAAACUCGCUUUACAGAAAGAUUUGAAUGUCAUGGCUCCUGGUCUCACAGUUCAGGCUGUACGUGUGACAAAGCCAAAAAUACCUGAGGCUAUUAGAAGAAACUUCGAACUAAUGGAAGCUGAAAAGACAAGGUUACUGAUCACUGCUCAGACACAAAAAGUUGUAGAAAAGGAAGCUGAAACUGAAAGGAAGAAAGCAAUUAUAGAAGCACAAAAGGUUGCUCAGGUUGCCGAGAUUCAAUUCAAGCAGAAGGUUAUGGAAAAAGAGACUGAAAAGAAGAUUUCUGAAAUAGAAGAUGCAGCAUUUUUAGCAAGACAAAAAGCAAGAGCAGAUGCAGAAUAUUACACUGCAGAAAAGAUGGCAGAAGCAAAUAGGAUGAAAUUAACCCCUGAAUACCUAGAACUGAUUAAAUUUCAAUCAAUUGCUGCUAAUAGUAAAAUCUAUUUUGGAAACAACAUCCCGGACAUGUUUGUGGACAGUGGUGCAUUUCAAGUGAAGAAAACACCAAAACAGGAGGACUCUACAUUUACAGAUGUCCAGGAAUCUCUCAGAAAAACAAAGAAAAAGGAAGUAAUGGAUGCAACAGCAGAUGCUUUUUGAUUAUACUAACUCUCUGACUGAGAAAUGGUGCAUAAUAUAUUUUCUGGCAUGCUAUUUUUUUUUAUUAAAGGUGGGUGAUUGUCCUUUUUGAUUUUAAAAAAGCUGAAUGUUUACAGUGGAUUUUGAGUUAUAUUGUACGAAUGGUGCCCUGUGAGUAGGUGUUUGUGAAUCUUUAAUUAUGUUGGCAUUUAACCCAUUUUUAGAUCUUGCCUCUAUGACUGCCAACAUGAGGUCUAAAGAAUAAAAAAAUUGUUGCCUUGUAAAUAAAUUAUUAAAAGGAUAACUUUUUUACAUUAUUAAGUUAAAAAUGUUUAAAUAAUGUAAAAUUAGAAAUAACAAAUAAAUAUUCACUAAUACAGGAUUAACCAUUGCUGCAAUUUUUUAAUUUAUUGAAUUUUGUUCAAAUAAUUAAAUUUUGCAGUGACAUCUCAUUUUAAAGAAUGAUAUAUAUAUAAUACAUAUAUACAGUGGUGCCUUGGUUUGCGAGCAUAAUUUGUUCCGGAAACGUGCUUGUAAUCCAAAGCACUCGUAUAUCAAAGCAAAUUUCCCCAUAAGAAAUAAUGGAAACUCAAAUGAUCUGUUCCACAACCCAAAAAUAUUCAUAUAAAAAUGAUUAAUACAAAAUAUUAAGUAAAAAUAUAUAAAACAAAUUAAUGGGCACUUUACCUUUGAAAAGAAUUGUGGUUAGUGUGAGGGAGACAAGAGAGAUGAGAGAGAGAGAAGAGGAGGAGGAGGAGGGUUAUUGUGUAGGACAACUUUCACUAUAACAGAAUCACUGCUGUCUGUUGGCUCACUGGAAUCUUUUUCUUUUUUGGCGACUUUUAACAAAGAACCUAUCCAAUGACAGUUGCUUUUGUCUCCUUUUGAGGAUUUUUGCGGAAAUGUGACAUUGCAUUGUCAUUAAACAGAUUCAUCACUUGCACACAAAAUAAAAAAAAUGCUUUACGCACACACACGUGGUCACAAUGCUAUAGUAAACAAUAUCCGCUUGUACGGAUGUUGACUAUGAGUAAGGCACGCGACUGAGACCGAGUAUGGGAGACGAUUACCCACAAUCCCAUGGAGAGAGAACAGCCAUCGGCUCAGCUGUGAUCGCAUGAUGCUCGGCAGGCAAAGCGUAUACAUACUAGUAGUAUUGCAAGACCUCCCUCAUUUAUCAAGUUAAAAUUUAUUAAAAAAUUUUGCUCGUCUUGCAAAACACUCGCAGACCAAGUUACUCGCAAUCCAAGGUUUUACUGUAUAUAUUUUGGUUGAUCUGGUAUACUAAAUUCUUCUUCUGGUAUAAAUUUCAUAACAGUUUUUACCAGUAUGCUAAAAAUAACUGAAAAACCUUUAAACACAUUUAAGCAGGAACAGGGAAAUACGAUUUUCUGUUGGUGUAUAAAUGUCAUAAAGAUAAAUUACUUUUAUGUGAACUAUGUGCCAGCCCCUUAAAGAAUAGUACCCUGAGUUCUGUGCAGCUAAACUUGAUUGGUAAGUCGAUGCAAACAGGCAGGAAGAAGCCUUUUCUUUCUUGUACUAUAUUUGGCAGAGAGAGGGGAGUCAGUACUGUUCUUUGAGUUUGAGUAGCAGAGUGGUAAUAAAAGUUUCGAUUGGUAAGAGUUGUCAUGCAAACAUGCAUAGUUACAAUAAUUUGUUAAAAAUACCUUUUGGUGUGUACAAAUACAUUAUACCUGAUUAGUCUGCACAAUUACUGUAGUACACUAAUUGUUCAAAGUAUAUGUUUCAAUCUAAAAGUAUAAACAAAUACAUUACACUGGUAUCUACUGAAACGGUCAGUUUUUAAUUGUACUGUGAUUCAGGUUUUUGGCCACAUCGCUCAGUCCAUUUAUUAAAUAUCUGUUCAAGAAAAUACAUUUUAACUAUACUUGGAUGUUUUUUUAUGUCUUCCUAAGGUAACAUAUAUUAAUUUAAGUUUGAAAAUGUAAAAACCAGCUAAAUGUUAAUUUUAAUGUGUUAACAAUUAACCACUAUGUUUUCUCUGAUUUUUCUAUUUGAGGACAGUAGAAAAUGUCUUCUCUUUUCAAGAAAAUUAGCACACAUAAAUUAGUAUUAGUAUUUUCCAUAGUAAGGAAUUGGAUCAUCUUUUUGACAUUUAUUUAAUGAAAGCAAUAAAUUGUAGUAUAGUGAUAAAUGAUGAUUUGCAUUCAAACUGUGAAAAAAAAAUUACAUAUACUAAAUAUGAACUGUAUUAUGCUUAUAAAGUUCAAAAACAAUGGUGCAUCACAAGAAUUAAAUGCAUUUUUAAUUUAAUAUUUUUCUUGUAACUGGAAAUCAAAUGUACUUUGUUAGAUAUUCAUAAGAAGGGUAUUUUUCUUUGAAGGAAUAUUGACCAUUUAUUUUAGAUAUAAAAUAUUUUGCACAUACUCUUGGUAUAGCAUAUAAGGAGUGUGAAAUAAUUGCAUAAAACUGAUCAGGCUUAGUAAGUUUUUAACAUGACUAAUACAUAAUAAGAUGAUGAAUCCAUUGGGUUCAGACUCUGCAUCUGUCAUAACUGAAUUUCUUUUCAUAAAUGCUCACUAGGGAGAAAACAAUAUGAAAAAAUCAGUAAGUGAUUACUAAAUACUAAAGCAAAAACGAGUCAUGAAAAUGCCAACAAAAGCUUCAGACAAUACAGACUGUGCUGCAUAUAGGCAGCUAUAACUGUGUUCGCAAAGUUAUUUUAAAAUAAUUUCUUCUACAGUAUUUUCUGUAACUUACUUUUCCUCUCCUGAAAAAGUGGGUUAAAAUGAUUUAUUUUUUAGAACCAUAAACCCUUUUAAUUAACAGGCUUUGUCUUAAGGCCCAUGUCACAUUAGGUGAAUUUUCUUGUGAUUUUAUUUUAGCUUUAGCCUUGUUUUAUAUAAUGUUAGUGAGUCUGAGGCAAUAAGUGGCACACUCCCGUGUCAUAUAGUUUGACAUAAUGCCCAUGACUUGCCUCGACAUAAUCAAACAGGUUUGAUUUUGUGUUUAGUCAUAGUAAUCGUAAGGUCAGAAUCUGUGUGCAUGUGAGCUGACAACCAGUGAAGUACCAUGCAUAUAAUACAGCAACGGGGAAUAAGGAACACUGGUAUUUUCAACCUCAGAAACAAAAGAGUAGCAAGCUAGUCUGUUUUAUGUCUCAUGUUUUACAUACCACAACCAAAUAGGAAAAAAUGAAAAAUAUUCGUACAGCACCGGCUCCAUCAGCUAGCAUGAUAUUGGUUAUCAGUAAAAGGCAUGAGCACGACUUUGCUUGCAAGUUUAGUCUGACUAACCCACCAACUAGAAGUCGUGUAUGUUACAUUGGUUUUAGAUGUGGCUAUCUUUAUUUGCACUUUGGAUGUAAUUACUGUAGUGCUUUAGAUUAUAAGUCCUAACAUUUUCCUUGCUUUGACCAAAUUAUAAAUUGUAAUGCAAUUGUGCUAAAACUGAGUUUCCUCCAUGUGUGUAAUUAGGGAAAUUUCCAGUUUAACCAUCUAAAGGAACUGACGGUCCUUCACACUUACCAGGAUAUUCACACAUGACACUCCUGUGCAAGUAGAAAAGAAUCCUGAAAACUGGACAGAAGCUUCCAUUAAACCAACAUUGGUUUAUUUAGGCAAAAUUUAGCAAUGAGCACCAUUGGUCAAGAGCUAAAUAUGCUUUCUAUACAGAUAACAUUUUAGUACAAGGUACGUUAAUCACAAAAACACAAUUUAAACAUAAGAAAAAUACAAUGCUAAGCUAAUGAUUUAUACUUGGCUAUCUGUUUACUCACAAAUAAUACAGAUCAUAUCCUGUUAAAGCGAAUUCCGAAGUAACAAUAUUUUCAGAAUAACAAAUACUUUUUGUUUGCCCGGACAAACAUUCAUACAACCUCAUGUUUAACGGAUUUCGUUUUAGGGAAAUGUAAAUUUCAGUAUAACAGGUGUUUUUUUUUCUUUCUAAAAAUGGCCACAGAAGGUAAUAAUGCAGUGCAAAAAAUGCUUAAUGUUGUGUCUAUACUUUCGCCAAAUCUUGGGAAACCCUGCAACAGGCUUGUCUCUUUCUUGUUAGACCAAAAGAAAGUGACAAUUUGUUGCGAAAUUUCCGGUCACAGCAAUAUCAGCAAGACGUAACAUCAUACAGGUAUAGUUGAAUUCUAAGUCAGUGCUCCACUGAGCGUCUGCAUGAUAGUUGUGUCAUGUGUGGAUACUGUACUGUUCAAGCUUCAUAGCGUUUUCUUUGCGAUGAACAAAAAAGCGAGAAACUGUCGGUUUACACUGGGGAAAAAAAAUCUCAUUUUCGUUCUGUAUUCAUACCUGUAUUUCUGUAUGAAAAAAAGUUACAUCUAACGUCUAAUUUUUCAAAUAAAAUUUUUUUCGCUGUUUAAGAAUCACUUUUUUUAUAUAUAGAUAUUGUCAAUUUUUGGACACUGGGUUGCACAAGAGAGAGGAAGGGGAGUCUAGGUUUCCAAGGAAUAUAGAGAAGGCAGGUACAGUCUCAAGACUUCAUUCAAAAUAGGAGGUGGUACUUCAGUAGUCAAGUUCAUAAUAGCUGUGAUACAUGGGAUAUUGUCCUGUUUUAGCACCCAUCUUCAGAAGAACCAUCGGCAACUUGGAAUCUCUGCUGUGGCAGACCAGGAGAGUUUGAGGAAGAGCAGGUCAAAGCCUGGUGUUAAAUGUUCUAAAUAUGUUGCGACUAGCGCCUUAGGCAGUAAGCCUGAUUCUGCAGAGAACAACCAAUUGCUUUGCCCUUAGUUUACUGUUUACCAGAUGCAGCUGAGCAGCUAUGGAGCUGUUCUUGUGCUGCCUUGGCAUAUGACAGAGAACAGAGCCAGAUAUUUAGCAAUGCUUUUUAAAGGGUGAAAUCCUCUUUAAAGCAUUUCACAUGUUUUCAGCACAACUUUUAGUCAUAAUUUUGCUUUAGUGAAUUCUGGCCUUUUUUGAAAUUAAUGCAAUUCUUAAUUUUUCUCAAGGUGGCAUGAAGAAAUGCUGGAGUCCACCUGCCAUUGAUUUCACAAAUGUUUCACUGCCACUUAACUGCCACAUCCCAGUUCGUCAUAGGAAGUUAUUUCAUUUAAUUACCUGGAAGGGAAUGUAAGAUGGAACCAUAUUCUCCAUGUGGACAGAGAGUAGCCUGAUUUAACAACUUUUUUUUUUCUUUAUUGAAAAUACUACCAAAGCAAACAAAUUAAUUACUUAAGAUUUGGUCAUUGGUAUCCUUAAGUGUAUUACUUGUCUCAACAUCAGAGUGUCAUAUGUAAGGCUAUUGUGACAUUUUCAGUGCUUUGCCCAGCAAUUUUUAAUAUUUCGUUCACAUAUAAGUAUAGCUGGUAAGUUUCUGAUAAUUAUUCCAAAUGUCUGCAUGGGAAGUUGAGCUAUGUUCUUAGAACCUUUCCGAAGUGUCUGAAUGAAAUAUUAGGACAGCUUAGCUAUUAGCUGAACAAAGAAACCUAGUGGGCUGAAUCGUCUCCUCUAUUUUGUCAAAUUUCUUAUGUUCUUAUGUUAUCAUAUGCCCUUUAACUAGCAGUAAAUUCCUGAAAUGUCCCACAUUGACCUAGUAGAUUACAGAUACUACCCUGGAGAAGGAAAGGGGAUUUACUUCUGUAGGGCCAUUGCUGUUAUAAGAGUUUUUCUCAUUAUGUAGUUUUGUAAAAUCACAUAAUCAUCAGAAAGAUUCCUGAGAUUUCAAAAUUUCAUUUUACAAACAAGGAACAAAAUGAUUCUCUUUUCUAUGACAUGUGUUAAAUUUAAUACCUUAAAGGGAUACUGUACUCGUUUUAAAUCCAGUUCUUUAAAGAGUUUGGAGCUAAUGGACAGUCUUGCAUUGUCAGUGCUCAGCGAGUCAGUUUAGAAUUUUCUUUUUACCUUUCAUCCUUUAAUUUUAGUGUUUAAACACUUCCUCCAGUUUAAAAAGUUACAAUUUUGCUGCUUUUUACUCUUAAAAGCUCUGAUAAAUUAUUUACUGCCUGAUUACUUGUUUUAAUUCAUAAGAUAUUGGAUUACAAGUAAGAUAAGCAAAAGUUUGAUCCAAAGUAGCAGUGUUGCCAUUUCUGAAGCAAUCCUCUGCCAGUAAACAGGCACUUGAUUGGCAUGUCUAACAUAUGGAUUGGGCCAAUGAGGUUGUGGUUUAGGUAUGAUAAAUACAAUGUAGUACUGGCUCUGUUCAUAUCAUGUUUUCUACAUAUAUGCACAUUUUUGAUUUUUAUAUUGCUUAUUUUGAGUUUUUAUGAUGCAGAUUGAGCAUGGGAAAGGUGCUAUGUAAAUAAAAUGUUUAGUUAUUAUUAUUUGAAUUAGGAAAACAAAUGUGUAGAGUGAUAAAGGAUGCUUAGUUUUAUGUAAAUAGCACCUCCACAUGUGAACAUUUUUAGAUCACUUUGAUAUGUCAUAUCUUGGGAAGUUGUUAUUCAAUAUCCCAAGGUAAACAAAUGUGUAUCCUGUCAAUAAGACGCCAUGGGCAAUGUAUCCUUCUUAAGAACCUGGCAUUGUGCAUCACUGAAGAAAUACAAGGAAAUUCUCUGAAGAGUUCUUCUUAGCACAGAUGAAGAAUAUGAUUAUUACUGACUCGCAGUUGAUUUUAAGGAAUUAAUCUAUGCAGUUACUAAGUUAAAGGUUGUAUGGAAUAGUGUUUUCAGCAUUUGAUCUCUUCUGUCGGCCAUAUGCUACAAAACUAGUUGUCAAUUUAUAAGAGGUGAAGAUUAGUAUACUGUAUUCCAGAGCUAGGGAUUUAAGUUUUCUUCUUACUUAGUACUUAUUAAUCAGUUUUUCCAAUUACUGUAUCACUUAAUGAAGAAGCCCUUAACUUCAAGUUGGAACAAAAGUGCAAGUGUGAUUUGUAAAGCUCCUAUCUUGUGUAUGUAUGUUGAAAUGUAAACCAUAUUUGUAUAAUUAAUAUUUGAUGACAUAAUAAAAUUUAAUUUCUUUAGUUUAUAGUGGGAUGACAUUUUUGAGCACAAGCCAUUUUGUCAUUUAUAGCUUAUGUUAACAAGUUUUAUUUCAUUCUUGAUUAUCUCUUUCAUUAUCUUUAUUUACAAUUUUAAUUCUAUGAGUACAGUGAUCGCCUGCUAUGUCGUGGUUCAGCUAUCGUGCCCCCGCUAUAUCGCGGAAAAAUUCAGUAAGUACAUCCUACCUGUAGUGUACUUUGCAGCCAGUUCAUAAUAAAGCAUACGGUUUUCAGCAGUCACUACGUGUGCUAGACAAAAGUUCGUUAGAACAAUAUUAUAAUUUAUAAUAACUAACGUAUACGUAACAUUUAAGCAGUGCACUAGUAAAUCAUAAAACAUACUGCUAUGUACAGGAAUACAUAGACAGUUGCAAUUCAUAACGAAAUGUACAUACGCUUUUCAUUUGUCACUACGCGUGCUAGACAGUAAAUCAUUAAAUAUACAUAUAUUGUACACAACGGUAGACGUCCCAGUACCCAGAUGAUUUCUUACAAGGCCCGUUAUUGGCUGAAAGAGGAGAUUCAACCAAUCAGAGUGGGAUUUUCAUUCUCUUGGGCUCUGAUUGGCUCCUGCUAACGUGGUGUAAUCUCGCAAGAACAGCAAGCGUGGGUCCCUGACGCAUCUCAGUUCUCUGCGUACCUUGCUUGUGGUCCGAUUGUUGUGAGCAAACUUUUUGUGAACUUUUCAUUUUGUUUUAAGCCCUACGAUGGCUUCCAAACGUCCUUCAUCUUCUAAGCCUUCUUGUAGUAGUGAGCCUAAGUGCCAGAGGAAGACCUUGACCAUUCAGGAGAAGGUAAAACUCCUGGAUAUGCUUCGGGAAGGAAAGCAUUACGCAGACGUCGCUCAACAUUACAUGUGUUUAAAGCGUGUGGUGGGGUGUUUUAAGGCUUAAACUAUAUUUAAAAAAAAUGCUUAUUUGUAUGGCCUUUCUAUAUCGCAAAUUUUCAGCUAUCGCUGAAGGGUCUGGAACAUAACUUCCGUGAUAGGCAGGGGAUCACUGUAAUCACAUUUGUUUCCUCAAAAGUCAUCAAAGUUCAGGGACAUAUGAAGAACCUUAGCUGCAAGGGGCUUGUAGUCAUGAUGAAAAUGUACUUUAUCACAUACCAUACGUAUACAUGUCAACAGUUUAUCAUUGUACAUUGACAGGAAACUGCUGCAGUCUCAACAAGAACUUGAAUUUCAAUUAAUAAUGAUUUUAUAUUGUGCUUUUUUAAAUCUGUGUGAUACUGGUAAGAUUAAAUGUAUUUUUAUGGCACCUUUAAUAAUAAUCAUUAUUUCAGUUUGCAUCACAAAACAUUAACUCUUCUAGGUAAGGUAUAAACAUCUAGAACAGUGGUGUCGAUUGCAUGGCCUGUCCAGUAUACAAUGUCAAGAUGAAAGCUGUGUGUGUGCAGCUUGAAAGAUGAGAUGAUAAUGUGAAGGUUUUCUUUUAUGCGUCAGGUAAGCACCCCACAGCCAAACAGGCCAACACAUAUUUUCUAAAUUUCUGUCAUGGCUAAUAAUUACACGAAGUGUGAUUCUUCAGUUGUUUAGUUUCUUAAACUUUGCCAAAAAUGAAAGCACACCAUAAACUUAAAAAUUAAUACCUUUAGUUUAUAAGCUAAGAAAUCUUUACAACAAGUGUUUUGAAGUCUAAUGUAGUAUUCUAAAAGUUACUUGGAAAUCAAUGGCAGUGAAUAAAACUAAAAAAAGUUAAAAGAAUUUCUUGGAGAGAUGCACAUGGGUGGGACAAUGCAGCAGGAGACGGUCUUGUCACUUGUAUUUGAGAUGUGUCCCUUUAGAAGCUUUCAACAUGAGCACCAUUUGUUGUUCCGUAAGAAACCGUUGUAACACUACGUAGAUUGAACUACAGGGCCAGUGCUUGAGCGGACUUGAUUAGCACACCAACUCUUUAGAUAUCAGUGAGGAAAAUGUCUUACUUUGUAGCCGUUUGACAUGGGGUUUGGGCUGGCAUGCUCAUGAUCUGUGUCACUGACAGGGGUGUGUAUAUUUAGAUGGCUACACAGUUAGUAAAGCUCAUUGACUAUGAUAUCUUGCUCAGAAGGGGUAAGGAGAAAAGGGCUAAAAGUCUGUAUAAAUUAUAGUGUAAAAAUAAUUAUUACAUGUCUGGUGAAGUUUACAUGUAUAUUUAGGAAUAAAAUCCAUGCCGUAUUUUAUAAAAGUACAGGAUUAGUGUAUUAAUUCUGUGCAUUGAAAACAGUAAGUACUCCUCUCUACUGUAUAAUUAUAGAAAAGAAAAAUGUGGUAAUGAAACUGUCAAACUGAAUUUCAAUCUAAUAUGCAUUGCACAUAAUCUAAGCAACACACAGUUAGGUACUUGAAAACACUUUCCUCUUGAUUUUUCUCACUGAUACUGAAUAAGUAGGUCAGAAUUAGAAGCACACGUUUGCAUGUUAUAUAUUGCACAGAAAGGAAUAGAAGAUAAUGUCAGCAAGUAUGCAAUUAAGUUUGGCUUAACUUAGGACAAUAAGAGGAAGAGUUAGAGAAAUACUACUUUUUCAGGUAAUAUCAAGAAACACUUUUAUGAGUGUUCAAGAAAAGCAUGCUUAAAUAAAAUUGUAGUUGGGCUGGUGUGAGUGGUUGGCUAAUGCAUGAAACUGAAUGUGGGUUUCAAUUAAAUUUUUUUUAGCUACACAAUUGUUAAUAAAUUUUGAAAAGUAUUGGAAGGCACAGUGGAUUGCCCUGCUGCCUCAAGGUUCGGUGUCGUGGGUUUAGAUCCCAUACCUGGGUGGAGUUUGCAUGUUCUCACCACGUGUAUGUAGCUGUAUGUGGGCUUUGGAAAGUCAUUCAGGUAAAGCUAGAUUAGCUGGUGUUUGUGUUGACGUGAGUGGGUCAAGUGAUAGCUGUUUCCAAAGUCUGCCUGGAUUGCUACAACCCGCACACACACAUUCCCCCCAAUUCAAAAAACAUGACCCUGAUUUAGAUUUAAAUUCAAAACAUACACUGAGCAUGGUACUUAUUUAAUUUAUUUUCUAAUUUGAAAAUCCCAACUUUUAUUUCUAUUACCUCAGUACCUACACAAAUUAGCAGAACGUGCACUUCCCUUCUAAUAGAUCAUCAAAGUAGUCAAUUAUACAAUACAGCGUUUCCACAAGCUGUAAGAUUAAGCUAUUUUUCCACAGUUUCACAAACCAUCUUUGAUUUCGUAGUGACAAUCUCUGAUAACAGAAAGGUAAGCACUUACCAAAGGAUUAGUCUCUUUUUAUAAUCUCAAGUGAGCAUAGAGCAUUAACACAUUCUGUUCCAAAAUGAAAACUUACUAGGACCUUGUAAAUAGAGGAUCAUUUCAGCCACUGAUCUGUAAGUGUUCUUUGUAAAGUUCAUUUUCUGUAGAUGUACCCAAUUGAUAACUAAAGCUACACUGUUGCAGACUCUAAACGUAUUUUUAAAAUCACCAUUUUUUGUUUACUACUUUGUUUUUUCUAUUCUUCUAAAGUUAUUGCUCUGGUAAAAUCACUUAGCCUUUACUGAUGUUUUGUAAUCGAGGGAACAAAUGUGCAUUGUGAGGAGUGAAAUACCUUACACAUAGCCAUUAAUUUAUUUGAAUACUGCUCUACCUUUUGGCGGUGUUCUUCUAAAUUCUCAUCACUAUAAGUUUUAACUCCUCUCUAAUAUUGGUAAGAUGUAGAAAUGAAUGCAUAAACCUCACUCCCCAGCUGUGUCCCCAUUGUACAAUGUAAUGGCAUGUGUCAAGAUGCAGGACAAGUUGAAGGGCUGUUUGGUUUUGUUGUGUAGCUUAAAAUGUGAUUGGUUUUUUGAAGGAAUGAUGCAAGUACUGCAUAUGUCAUGUUGAUUAUGGGGUGAGGAUUUGAACAAACAAUAUUUUUUUUUUUUCCUAUAAUACAGUCCGUUACAAUGUUUGUAUUCUGAAUUUUUACAGACUGUGUUCUUUUUCACAAUUGUCAUAACAAAUAAAUAUUUUGAUACCA
This is a messenger RNA of Erpetoichthys calabaricus (reedfish), 11974 nucleotides long. It is a transcript of the gene erlin1, whose product is annotated as ER lipid raft associated 1. NCBI's taxonomy places the organism in Eukaryota, Metazoa, Chordata, Cladistia, Polypteriformes, Polypteridae. Gene Ontology annotation, biological process: SREBP signaling pathway. The record is from RefSeq and is a predicted model, not a curated record. Gene Ontology annotation, molecular function: ubiquitin protein ligase binding; cholesterol binding. The coding region runs from base 137 to 1180 and encodes 347 amino acids. The transcript is spliced from 12 exons. Gene Ontology annotation, cellular component: endoplasmic reticulum membrane; endoplasmic reticulum.